AUUGCAGCAGCUGGCGGCCAGAAACUCCGAACUUCGUCUUUCACGCUCAUGUAUCUCUUCGCUUAACGCUCCAUCCAUGUUUGCUGCGCCUGCUCUUCUUCUCGGUCUCAGCGCACGACUUUUAUUGGAUUAUGUCUCUCGUUCUGGAGGAGAACAAACCUUUCGCGAUUAUUUCAUGAUGGGCCUCUGGGAAGGCGUCCUCUGGUGCAUCGUGAAAAGUCACGAUUUGGCAAUUCCAGUGGCGAUUGGAAUAGCUGCUAAAGAGGCUAUCGCCUCUACCUUCGUUCCCAAUGCUUUCCAAUCCAUCACCUCACUUCUCGGAAUUGUCGUCGGCGCCGUUGGGACAGAUCUUUUGUCUGGACUAAUUGAUCAACCAGUGGAUAAAAGGACGUCGUCAAAGUCGCAUCAUUCCUCGUCGCGCAACCAUCGUAGUCACGGACGAAAGGCAAGGCACUCACAAUCUCCUCGUACGCAAGCCAAUGCAGGCGACCGGUUUCGUCCACCACGUCGAACAGUGUCGGACAUCACGUCCGUGGAUUCCGACUCCGAAUUAGUUGGUCCGAAGGCCACAAUGUCGCCCAUUGAGAGAGAGGUCGCUGCCUUGAGAGCUCGUGCAUCCUUGGCCGAUAGCGAGCGUCGUCGGUUCAAGGAGGAGAAGAAGUGGGCCUUGGCCGAUGGUAAUGUCGAACUUGCAAAACAACUUAAAUGGCAAGCGCAGAAGUACUCUGUACUGAUGAAGAGUUUUCAUCGCGAGGCGGACCAAAAGUUGUUGGAGGCUUCGCGAAGUUCGGGUUUACGCUCACGCUCUCAACUGCAGACCAUCGAGGAAUACAACGAGACUACACAGACUACCCCUAUCACAUCGAACAAUGGCCGUCAUCGUAAAUCAUCAAAAGCUGAACAACCGGUUGUUCACGUCGAUAUAAAUCCUUCACAGGUCAAGUCGGCCAUACGGGUCAAUGUUCGAUGACAUUUAGCCACCUUCACGAUGAUUAGCAUUCUCAGGAAGGCCUCUUGCAGAGGGGUUCGAACAGGAACGACCCGAUGCUUAUGGCUUGCUCGCAAAUUGGGACCAACAUAUACCUCUAUGAAUGUUGCAAUAGACCAAGCACUUUGGAGCGGCUUAUUUGGGGAUGUUGAUUAUACUGAGUUUGUUUGGUCACAGCCUUUUCAUGAUUAGUACUCGAGACACCACGAGCAUAGCUGCCGUCCUUAAGAUUGAUACAUAGUUAGAACACCGCUGACAGUGCAUAAUGACAUCUUCAUGGGA
This is a messenger RNA of Marasmius oreades (fairy-ring Marasmius), 1270 nucleotides long. RefSeq lists its product as uncharacterized. The transcript has 3 exons. Lineage: Eukaryota; Fungi; Basidiomycota; Agaricomycetes; Agaricales; Marasmiaceae. The record is from RefSeq and is a predicted model, not a curated record. Bases 77 to 970 code for a protein of 297 amino acids.